This is a messenger RNA of Ziziphus jujuba (common jujube), 661 nucleotides long. RefSeq lists its product as uncharacterized. Lineage: Eukaryota; Viridiplantae; Streptophyta; Magnoliopsida; Rosales; Rhamnaceae. The coding region runs from base 121 to 453 and encodes 110 amino acids. The transcript has a single exon. Gene Ontology annotation, cellular component: nucleus; cytoplasm. The record is from RefSeq and is a predicted model, not a curated record.
UCUCUCUCUCUCUCUCUCUCUCUCUCUCUUCUCACAAAACAUACCCAAACCUAACCUUCUCUCUCUCUCUCUCUCUCUCUGUGUUUCGCCGGAGCUAGGGUUUCCUCAAUCUUAAAAUCCAUGGCUGACUCAUCCAGAACAAAGGCAGCUACGGGAACUUGCCGACCACCGAGCCGGCUUCAGCGUCGAGCUCCGGCUUCCCUCCAAAUCAGUCCAGUUUCAGAUUGGAACAUCGCGAUCCCACUCCUAUCUCCGCUGGUAUCUCCCACGUCGCCUAAGGCCAUAGAACGGACGGUGGAGAUUAAAUCAAGGGAGGAGCAUCGGCAUCAUCAUCAGAGCGCUGAGCCGGAGAAGCCGGCGGCAACGGCGGUGGCGUUCAAGAAGUGGCAGCAUCCGGCAGCUCCUUUUUGCUACGAUAAAGCUCCUUUGAUUCGGCCAUUUGUACCGGUUUAGAUUUUAGAGGGAUUCCGGAUUUGAUAAUGUUAUUAGGCUGUGAUUGACAUAUAUUUUGUGUAAAAAAAAAAAAAAUGUUGAUUAUUAUGAUGGAAAAAAAAAAUUAUAUAGUAAUUAGAUCUGACGGUGGAUGUUGAACGAGUUUAGUCACCAAACAUGCACAUGAAUUUUUUGGGAAUUGUAUCUAUUGCACGAGAGUUUCUGAUUU